Molecule: messenger RNA, 1091 nt
Organism: Caenorhabditis sp. 36 PRJEB53466
Lineage: Eukaryota; Metazoa; Nematoda; Chromadorea; Rhabditida; Rhabditidae
Source: the annotation of a GenBank genome assembly
AUGUGCGAUCCUGUCUACGACCGGAUUGGCGUGGCGUGAGGCGAAUUCUCGAAGUAAUUGAGUUUUGUUUUUCUGUUUUCAGAGCUCCGAUAACCGAAGAAAUGCUGCAAGACGCACGUACAUCGCUUAGCAGACACAUCGAUCUGGAAAUGGUGCUGUUGAAGGAGGAGGAGAUGUUUAAGGAUUGGAAGCCCAUCUGGAUACUGAAAGUACAGUUCUGAACUGAAAUAUUCAGUCUAAUUUGUUUUGUUUUGUUUACAGGACACGAUACAGCCGGUCAACCCGCGCAUCCGCGUCUAUCUAAACGAGUCGUUCGACAGUUACAUCAGGCUUUACUGCGAGAGACACCAGAGUCCGACUAUUUCCUUCACUUGGCUCCGUAUCAAAGAAAUGCGACGAUACAAUCCGAUUCUUGUUUGUGAUGUCGAAAAUCCGCGUAUGAAGUUGAAGCCAAAGCUCAUUUCUCAACAAAUUCCGUUUUUUUCAGAGUGCCUCGAAGGUGGCUGGUAUCUUUUUAUCUGGUUUCCCCUAGUCUUACUCUUGCCCGUUUCACUCAUCGUAUUCUGUCUAGAGUUGGUUUUUUUUGUCGCUAGAAGUUCCUCACACAAUUCGCUCUUUUCAGAGAGAAAGAAAUUCCGCUUCCGAUGCAACUACUCUCGUUUGUGUGCGACCAGGCGGCCAUGGAUCGUUAUAUUUGGCGUAGAGAGCGAAGUCGCUUCAGAGCCGAAGACAGAGUUGUGCAACAGGAAGCGCAACCGCUAGUGCAACAAGUGCAACCAGGGGCACAAUCACAAGGUGCGCAAGUGCAACCACAAGUGCAACAACAAGAGGCGCAACAGCCAGUGCAAUCACAAGUGCAACAAGAAGAGCGCCCUCAAAUUGAACAAAUGCAAAUGGAGGAGACUAAAGAGGAACGGAAGAAAAGAGAGAAAAUUGAGAAGAAGGAGAGGAAGGAACGGGAGAAACAAAAGAACAACGACAAGAAGAAACGCGAAGAAAACGAAGAUCCGUUCCCGAAUUGCUCAGAAGAAAGGGAGGCAGAAGGCGUGAUUAUGAAUCCGAAAAAGAAAUCUGUAUUCUUCAUUGUUUAG